GCGGCGGGCAGAAGCCGACCUCGAGGUUGUGGGUGUGCAGUGGCUGCCAGUCGAGCAACUGGACGAAGAACGCGUGCAGCAUUUGCGGCAUGCGCAAGACUUUGGCGCAGGCGGCUCUGUCCACGGGGCCGAGCAGUGGGACGUCUGCUUCGCCUCCGCCUGCGCCCCAGAACCCGAUCAACCAGCAGUUGGCGGAGGUGGCGGCAAAGCUCCAGCGUGCGACGUCAGGGGCGGCCAUGACCUCUGCUGGUACGACCCCUACAACGUCACCUUCGGCGCCAGCCGCGUCGACGGCAGAGGCACGGAUCCGGGCGCGGUGAACGCGCCCCUCCCUUGGCAAGAGAAGCGUGCCUACGCCAAGAUUGCCAAUGCUUGCAUGUUGAGCAAGGUUCAGCUUCUUGAAGAUCAGUUCCUCGCCGCUGAGAUGGACGUCAUCGCGGCGCAGGAGGGCCGCGCCACAGCGACGGUCAGCACGGAGGACUCCUCGUACACCAUGAUGUGCGCUGCUGCCUUCGAGGACGGUUCUUGCGGCGUCCAGAUCUGGUCCCGCCAUGGGCUGGUGGCGAAGACGCGGGAGGCGCCCUCCGCACGUCUGCUGUUUGCAGCGUUGCCCAAGAAGGGCGUCGACUUCGGCAUCGUCUCUGCUCAUGGUCCACACCUUCUUGCUCCUGCUGCGGAGCGCGCUGCAUGGCGGGACCCCCUUGGCAUUCAAGUCACGGCCUUCCGCAAUCAGUACUCGAUUCCUUGGUUCGCGUGCACUGACACCAAUGGCCGAGUUGGAUCAGUAUCUUCGCCAAUGAUUGGCGCGUCCGCUCCGAGUCUGGAGAAUUUUCAUGGCGCUCACGUUCGGGAGUUCGCUGAGCACCAGCAGGUGAUGGUAGCUAAUACGCGGGGCCCUGAUGCAGGCCACACAUGGACGCCAUCCUACGGCACGCACGCUCGGAUCGACUUCAUCUUCGUUCCGAUGGAGUGCUCCGCAGACGCCCGGCGUUGCCGGCCUGACUACGGCAUCGAUCUGACCAUGAAUGCUUGGGAAGACCACAAUGUGGUGGUCCUGUCCACGCAGGUGCGAGCGGCCUCCACGUCCACGAGGACUUCGCCGCCGCUUUGCUUGAACAAGCUGAACCUCUCCCAGCCGCGCCUCGUGGAGCUCUUCCAGCGGCCGAUGUGGCUCUUCCCGCACAUCGAUGGGGGCAUCCGCGUCGAUGGCCACCUUGAGCUGCUGAACGCGCACGUGAGGUGGGCUGGCCGACUGGCUUUUGGCGACCCCAAGCGGCAGCUUCGCAAGCGACGGAUCAGCGCCCAGGUUUAG
Prorocentrum cordatum is the source of this 1312-nucleotide messenger RNA. The record is from the annotation of a GenBank genome assembly. Lineage: Eukaryota; Dinophyceae; Prorocentrales; Prorocentraceae.